Paramecium octaurelia is the source of this 378-nucleotide messenger RNA. NCBI's taxonomy places the organism in Eukaryota, Ciliophora, Oligohymenophorea, Peniculida, Parameciidae. The record is from the annotation of a GenBank genome assembly.
AUGAUAUUUAAAUCAAGUAGUGGAUUUAUUUUUGGUGGUUACACUCCUUGUAAGCACAUAAAAAAUGAUGGUGGAUAAUAUAUCGCAGAUGAUACAUUAAUUUCAUUCAUCUUUUCAUAAACAAAAAACUAAAUUUAUCAUCUAAAAUCAGAUAGGAAACAAUAUGCCAUGUGGCACUAAACUAAAUAUGGGCCUGUAUUUGGUACAUAGAAUGACAAUGAUAUUCGAAUUGAUUCAAAUUUUUAAAGUGGAGGUUCUUCUUUGGGAUCGAAUUAUGAUUGUUCUCACUUUGAAAUAGAAAACAAAUCAAUUCAUCUAUUUGGUUAAUCAACACCAAAUAUUGUGGAGUGUGAAAUUUAUGAAUUAUAAUUUGUUUGA